CACCGCAUCCAUCACCACACCAACCAGCGCCACCGCAACCACCAGCGGCCACGACCAUGGACCGGCGUGGGAUGCCCCCAAACUCGUCCUACUCCGCCGCCUCCCGCGUCCCCCCCUCGCCGCUCAACAUCACGGCGGGCGCCCCAACGUGCGCGGAGCCUUGGGACUUCCGAACGGUCGCCUACCCGGCGGUCUACGGCGCCGUGUUCCUGGUGGGGCUGGCGGGCAACGCGGCCGCCCUCUGGGUGUUCGCCUUCCGCACGCGCGCGCGGAGCGCCACCACCGUCUACAUGGCCAACCUGGCCGCGUCCGACCUGCUCCUGGUGCUGGCGCUGCCGUUCCACGGCGCGUACCACGCGCUGGGCGGGAACUGGGUGUUCGGCGAGGCGGCGUGCCGAGUCGCGGGCGUCCUCUUCUUCGGCAGCAUGUACGUGUCGGUCACGUCGCUCGCCCUCGUCGGCGUGGAGCGCUACCACGCCGUGCUGCACCCGACGCGGCGGCGCGGCUCCGCGCGGCGGCCGCGGAACGCGCGGGUCGUCUGCACGCUGCUCUGGCUCGUGCACGCAUGCGGCGCGGCGCGCGUGCUCGCCAUGGAGCACACGGCGCGCGUUCCCCCGAGGCCGUCGCUCCACCCCCCUCUGCGCCACGACUCCGCGUUGCAGCAGCAGCAGCAGCAGCAGCUGCAGGAUCGGCGGGGCUGGCGCACCGCGUGCUUCGAGAGCCACUCGCGCGAGGUGGUGUACGCCAGCCUGCUCGGAUACGCCGUCUCCUUUCUGGCUCCGCUCGCCGUGCUCCUCUAUUGCUACGCGCGCAUCGCGCUCCGCCUCCGCGGCGGAGGUCCGGGGCGGCCGAGCGAGCUCGCGACGCUCGGCGGCAGCGGCGGCACGAGCCCGGCGCGAACGCACACGCGCGAGCGCUCGCUGCGAUCCGUGCGCCUCACCAUGGCCGUGUUCGUGCUCUGCUACGUCCCCUUCCACGCCACCCACGUGCUGGAGCUGCUCGUGCGCUACGCGGGGGACCCGUCGCAGGAUGGGCACUGCCGUCUGCUGACGGUGGCGACCGUCGCGCACCGCGUGGCUCUGGCGCUCAGCGUCACCAACGCCGCCCUGGACCCCGUGGUUUAUUACUGCACCGCCAGCUCCUUCCGCAGGGAGCUCCGCCAGAUGUUCACACGAUGCUGCGCGCCGCGGCGCAGGGCUUAG
Petromyzon marinus (sea lamprey) is the source of this 1202-nucleotide messenger RNA. The record is from RefSeq and is a predicted model, not a curated record. Lineage: Eukaryota; Metazoa; Chordata; Hyperoartia; Petromyzontiformes; Petromyzontidae.